AACUGAAACCCUGACUAGAUAUCAUACCUGUUCCUGUUUUUACCGUCCCCUCAUGUACGGUUUUUCCUGUUUUCCUGCAAGAACUUCGAUCAGUUACAAGACCCGACUGGCUAUCUGCCGAAAGAACUUCGACCAGAGGGCAGAGGCGAACUGGCAGCAGUAAUUGGUGCACGAUUGUAUCCCUCAUCAGUGGAAACAACCAACUGGGGAAGUGCUCCAAGAAAAGUGAAGGAGAAAUGCUGAGACUACGCAAGUGCAAGUUAUAUUAUCCGUAAGUUAAAUUUCAGUGGUAGAACAACAACAUCCAAGCCUUAGUCCCAAAAGAGUAAAUAUCCGCAGUAAAUGUUGAAAAAAUUCCUUUGACCCGAAAGUUGUGCCUGUAUGCUAAUGUAUUUCUAAUUUGUUAGAAAUGUAUGCAAAAGUACUCACAGUGUCAAUAUGCAGUCCUAUUCCGACAAAGUUACCACCUUCAGCAAAUUUUGUUGCUCCUUGCAAUCAAUCAGAAAGUUUGGUUGGUUCUUCAGAACUGAAAUAUGGGUAUCACAAUUCAUUCAGAAAAAUACCUGGAUUACAAAGGAGCUCACGAAAUGGGUGUGGUCAUGUGGUGGUAAAUGUUACAUGUGAAGCAUCAAAAGGGGGAAAUGGUAAUGAUGAUCGGUUUUACAUGAGGAGGUGUGUAGAGCUCGCUAGGAAAGCAGUUGGGUUCACAAGUCCUAAUCCUAUGGUUGGUUGUGUUAUUGUUAAAGAUGGAAGCAUUGUGGGAGAAGGGUUUCACCCUAAAGCUGGUCAGCCUCAUGCUGAGGUUUUUGCACUGAGAGAUGCUGGGAGUAUGGCAGAAGGUGCAACUGCAUAUGUGAGCUUAGAACCUUGUAACCACUAUGGUAGGACUCCACCAUGCACUGAAGCACUGAUCAAGGCCAAAGUGAAGAAGGUGGUUGUUGGGAUGGUGGACCCAAAUCCUAUUGUGGCUUCAAAAGGGUUGGGUAGACUAAGGGAUGCGGGAAUGGAAGUGACCGUAGGUGUUGAGGAACAACUUUGUCAGAAGCUUAAUGAAGCCUUUAUACAUCGAAUGUUGACAGGGAAGCCCUUUGUUACCCUAAGAUACUCCAUCUCACUUGAUGGACAUCUUUUGGAUGAAGUAGGGAGGGAGGGCAGUGAAUCAGGCGGUUACUACUCAAAACUGCUGCAAGAAAAUGAUGCUGUCAUACAUUCUUCCACCAGGCUGCAAGAAAAUGAUGCUGUCAUACAUUCUUCCACCAGGUUGUUAGCGGAGAGCCGCCACCCUCUGGUUCCUUCAUCUAGAGAACCUGGAGCAAAUCAACCACUUCACAUUUUGUUAUCUGUCCCUCCAAUGCAAAAAACGAUCACAAUCACCGAGAAAGAUGGAGUACUCUCUCUGGAUAUGACGAAUUUAAGAUCAAUACUUGAGGAAUGCGAACAUCGUGGGCUGUGUAGUGUUAUGGUGGAUGUAAGAUGUGAUUCCUCUACUGAAUUUGGCCGGUUUUUGAAAGAGGGUUUUGAGCAAAGUCUGUUCCAGAAGGCUGUGGUCGAGGUAUUACCAGUCUGGGGAGGGUCGCACCAUUUGAACAGCUUGGGGCAACUCGGUCUGAAGGUGAAGAGCUUGACAUCAACGGUCUCUGGUGACACUGUUCUCCUGGAAGCAUAUUUUUGAUUCCAACAUAUGUGAAUGUAGUAGAGUGAUGACUGAUGAUCACUCUCCCUCUUGGUCCCACAUGUGUAGCAGCAUCUAAUUAAAUUAGUUUUUCAACAACUAUUUAAACAAUUUAAAUAAUUGUUUUUAGAUUCUAAAUAUAUGUUCUGCUCUGGAUUAUUUAUUUUCCAAUUAAAAACUUUAGUUUUAACUUUGGCCAAUUCUAGAGCACCUUUGAGUAAUU
Cuscuta europaea is the source of this 1895-nucleotide messenger RNA. Lineage: Eukaryota; Viridiplantae; Streptophyta; Magnoliopsida; Solanales; Convolvulaceae. The record is from the annotation of a GenBank genome assembly.